CGUGUAGAAAGUGUAAUAAGUGCUGCUAAGAAGAACAGAUCUUGGAUCAUCUGAUCGCAUCUGAUGCCGAGAUGCGGACGAUUGGAUUCCUUUCAAGUUAGCGAAUCAUAAGUUGGAAUCGAUUGGAGCAAACGAUCGAAUCAUCACAUAAAUAAAUAAAAGACCGUUGAAAACCAUAUGACGUCCGCCACGAUGAUCGACCGUGUUAGUCGCCUCAUUUCCCAAACAUGCAAGCGAAGUAGAAGAAUCUGCGGUCACCAGCGGUUGGCACAUCAUAUAGUUACAGUUAGACACAACUCCACCCGGGUUGGCGGCAACAUUCUGGAACGCCUGAACGACAGAAGCGUGCUGCGUGUGAGCGGUAACGAAGCUUCCGCCUUUCUUCAGGGUCUGAUCACGAAUGACAUGAAGCACCUCGAUGAUGGGGCGCCCAACAUGUACACUCUAUUCUUGAACAUCCGAGGCCGAGUGAUGUGCGACGCUAUCGUGUACAAGGGCGAGAAGAGUGAGCUAUACUAUGUGGAGUGCGAUUCGCAGAUCGUCGAUUCUCUACAGAGGCACUUGAAAAUGUAUCGCGUAAGGCGAAAGAUAGAUAUAGAACACGAAGGAGACAGGCUCAACGUUUGGUCGAUGUUCGGUUCCAUCGAACGUCUCAACAACGGAGUCGCGACGAGCGAGACAGGUAGGAACAAGCUAGAGGGAAUGAUAUUCCCCUGCGGCACGCUGAACAGCAAAGCCAGCAAGUUCGUCGACAACGUUAUGAUUUACGAGGAUCCCAGAUUGCCCGAUUUAGGCCUUAGGAUUCUUGCCGAGUCGAAAAUCGGCAGGCACGAGAUAAUCAAGCAUUUGGACGCCGAUGUACCCUCAUCGGAGAGUCUCGGGGAUUACAGGGCGUUUCGGUAUAAACUGGGAGUAGGGGAAGGCACACACGAUUUACCGCCUGGGAAAGCAUUGCCUCUGGAGAUCAAUUGCGAUUACCUGCACGGCGUCAGUUUUCACAAAGGCUGUUACAUCGGCCAGGAAUUGACUGCACGCACGUAUCACACGGGUGUAGUCAGGAAGCGUUUGAUGCCCCUGUUAUUUGAUAAUGUCGUAGACAAGACACUCGCGUAUGAUGAAAAAAUUGUCAACGAGUCUGGUAAUGCGGUAGGAAAGUUCCGAGGAUGCGUCGCUAGGAUGGAGAAUCUCGCUAGUACGUCAACAGGCGAAUUUAAUACCGACGAGCGGACACAACAGGAUAUCUCUACGAAUAAAGGGACAGCGACGACAGACGUGGGCGGCACUUUCACAUGUUCCUUUUGCCCUUUAGAGGAGCACUACGAUUACAAAGGCGCGAAACCGCCAUUCGCUCGGCAUUUAGUUUAUUUGGAAGAGUGUUAUAUUAUGAAAGAUCCCUUCAGCUUGCCGAAAAGAGGCGAGGUCCUGAUCCUGGGUGCCGAUUGCAGCGCGUGCGGACAGGCCGUGUGCCUGGGAUGCAGCAUAUUUUACAAGAGACGCUUCUGUCCAAAGUGCGCGUCCAAUAAUAUGCAGUACUUACCGCCCCAGCUACACGAUAAAAUUAGGAAUUUAAUAAAGCGAACGGAGUCUUAAUAAUAAAAUGUAAAUUUCUUAUCAAGUAUUAUUUAUUAAAAAGAGACAAGUUACAUUAUAACGCUAUAAAGAAAAAUAUAUUUAUAUACAUGCUGUGUGAAGGUA
This is a messenger RNA of Solenopsis invicta (red fire ant), 1695 nucleotides long. RefSeq names its product putative transferase CAF17 homolog, mitochondrial. Gene Ontology annotation, cellular component: mitochondrial matrix. The transcript is spliced from 3 exons. The record is from RefSeq and is a predicted model, not a curated record. NCBI's taxonomy places the organism in Eukaryota, Metazoa, Arthropoda, Insecta, Hymenoptera, Formicidae. Gene Ontology annotation, molecular function: protein binding. The coding region runs from base 178 to 1590 and encodes 470 amino acids.